Molecule: messenger RNA, 2675 nt
Organism: Solea solea (common sole)
Lineage: Eukaryota; Metazoa; Chordata; Actinopteri; Pleuronectiformes; Soleidae
Gene: dixdc1a
Product: DIX domain containing 1a
Exons: 18
Coding region: 581-1951 (456 amino acids)
Biological process (GO): canonical Wnt signaling pathway
Cellular component (GO): cytosol
Source: RefSeq, a predicted model, not a curated record
AACGUGAACAGAUUUAGCUUGUUUUUUUCGGGGGGAAAAUUAACAUAAGCUACAUGUACACGUUUUUUGAGUGAUAAUAAUUAUUAAAGUUAUCGGUUUUUGUUAAAUGAACUUUUUAUAUAGCAAAAAUAGACUUUGUUUCACAUUAGCAGCUAAAUAUCCGUGCUUUAACGUCAGCGCAGCAAACCGAAGCAAAGGAGAUACUGGUGAAGAAAAACGUUUGGCAGCCGCAGUGAGGAACAGAAGAGAAGAAGGAGAAGAAAGAAGGAGUGAUACGACAGAGGGAUGGAGGGAGGACGGCGGAGGCUGUGAAAGAGCCGGCGAACAAGAAGUGAUGCACAAGAGCUGCAUCAGCUCUCACACACACAAGGAACAAAACACAUUGUGUUGGUGACUCAGAGCUGUGUGCGACGUGGAGACUCCUCCGGCUGCCGCUCUCCCCCCUCCCCUCCUUCUCUCCUCUCCCUCCCUCCCUCCCUCCUGCUCCUGUGUGUUUGGUUAUGGUCCUAAUAGAGAAGCAGGGCAUCACCCAGAUGCUGCGCUCCGGCUCUUUGCAGGUUAAGAGGCUGUAAACAGCAGCAUGGGAGCCAAACAGAUGAAAUGUCUCAGCUCGGCCAGCCCCGCUCACUCCCCCAAAGACGAGUAUGUCAUCACCCAGUCCACCGAUGCCCCUGAAGAGGAAACGCAAACGCUCCGCGAUCAGGCCGAGACCCGCGGGGAAUCUCGAGAUGACAAAUCGGAGCUGACGGAGAAGAAAUCUGUUGCAGAUGAGAUGCCUAUCUGUGGUUUGUGUCCCUCCCUGGGGCUUGGUGGGCAGGAGGAGGAGGAGAAGUCCUGGGAGGAGCAGCUGGACGCCCACCAGGAGCAGCUGGAGAAAGAGAUGCAGGAGGCCAGGAAGAUGGUGUUCCGCCUUCAGACGCUGCUGCUUCAUGGUUCUCUGCCUGAGGAAGACCAGGAUGGAUCUGUGAGCUUUGAUACUCGAGCUAACACAGAACAACAGCUGGUUCUAAUCCGCAGUCGACUGGACCAAAGCACAGAGGAGGCCCUUGAUCUCAAGAGGGAGCUCCUGAGACACAAACAGGAGGCUCGUCACAUCCAGGCUAUCAAGGACGCUCUGCAGCAGCGUCUGUCGGUGCAGGAGGACGCUGUGCUGCAGCUCAAGCAGGAGCUGCUCAGAUCUAACAUGGCCAAAGAUCAGCUGGAGGGAGAAAAUGCCGAACUCAAGCACAAGCUGAGUGAACAGAACAAAUUACUCAGUGAAUACGAGCAGCUCGAGAGGAAGGAGCGGAUUCUGCAGCAGCAGCAGCACAAACACGAGGAGGCUCAGCACAAAGCACACGAGCUCAGUCUCACACGGUCCUUCAGGAGUGAAAGUGGUGGAUACACUCAUAACUCAACGUUGUUCAAACACAGUGCACCGGGUGAAGAGCUGCAGUUGGUGCGCGAGGCCCUGCGCAGUCUGAGGGACAAUUUUUCAGGCCACGACCCCCAGCAUCACACUCUGGACACUCUGGAGCAGGGAGUGUCCAGCCUGGUGGACAGAUUACACUCUCUGGACACGCAGCGCAGACAGGACAGAGGGGAGGAAUUCAAAUCGCCAGGACGCCGAGCCAACUCGACAGACCGUGACUCGUGGCCGCCGAGCUCGAAAAUGGCACAUUCACACAGCACGCCGGGCCUGGACAGUGCCGUGUCCACCAAAGUGCUCUACUUCACUGACCGCUCGCUCACGCCGUUCCUCAUUAACAUCCCAAAAAGGCUGGGUGAAGUGACACUGCGAGACUUCAAGGCAGCAGUAGACAGACAGGGCAGCUUCAGGUACCACUUCAAGGCGCUCGACCCGGAGUUUGGCACCGUGAAAGAGGAGGUGUUCCAUGACGGCACGGUCGUGCCCGGCUGGGAGGGGAAGAUCGUGGCGUGGGUGGAGGAAGACCACGGUGAAAGGAGGUAGAGCCACGCCCAGAAAAAUAACAAAACAAAAGAUCACCACGACAAACCUCAGUUGUUCUUCACUGGACCACAGUUUCACAGAAACACCAACGAUGCCAAACUGAUAAAUAUUAACUGGGACCAAUGUAUCUGAGCGGGCUACAACUCAUGAUUCUUCUCAUAAUCGAUUCUUUUUCUUUUCUGUUUGGUCCAGAAAAUGUCAGAAAAAUCUUUAUUUGUGUUUCCCAAACCUCGUAAUGAUUCAAAAUUCAUCAGUCUAAUGAUUUAUUUUGUUGUUUGGAGCAAAGAAAAAUCAAAAAGCACUAAAAAAUAACACUCAAACUGACAAAUUAGUAGAUAAGUAAUCCAUUAUUAGCGGAUUCAUCGUUGCAGCCCAAGUAUUUGAUGCAGUUUAAGGUUAAAAACCAUGUUUUAAACGUGAAUGUUUCAUAUGAAGAUCUCUUUUAUUCACAUAACAGACAGUAAUUAAUUAAUAUAUGGAGGAUGACCAGUUCAUGGCCAGGAAUGUUACUUGAAAUGUGAUUUACAAUAAAUAAUAAUAUGUAAUAAACCUAAAAAAAUUAAGAAGCUGUAAUCCAGAGUAUUCAAACCUUUUAAUAAAAGCGUCGGCUGACAUUUUUUUCACACGUUCCAGAUUGCCAAAUAGCGACGAGGACAAUGAUGACGAUGAUGUUGUUGUUCCGCGUCCAUUCUGGUGUUUUAAUAAACAUGAAUCACAGCACAGA